AGCAGUAGUAGUCACCUCUCCUCUUGGCAGCUCACAGCACUACAUACAGCAUGUGGGACCGUAAACGACCUUCUCAUAGCAUGGGCACCUGCCAUCAUCUCAACUUCCUCCUUCUCUUCACAUGCCUGGUCAGAGUGAAAGCGGAUGUCAGCGUCGACAACGUCCACGUCUCAUUCGAACCCAGUCACAGCGUGGGCAGGGCCACACAAGUCACGGUCAUAUGCCACGCAGACAUCAGCAGAGGUCAAUCUUUCCCCGAGGUGGAGUUCAGCAUCGUCAAGGACAACCAGGUUGUGAUGAACACGACAAAUGAGGACUCAUGGGAAUACCCCAUUGCAUCAGCCAGAGUGUCAGAUAUCGGGACCUACAAGUGUCUCUGGUCUACCCUGGGAAAGAAGGGCUCAAGCGAUGGGGGGGAACUGAAAGUGACAGGAAUGGCGAAGCCUACCCUGCAUUUAGAUAAGCGGUCCAUUCAAGAGGGAGACGAAGUGAAGGCCAUGUGCAGUGCCAGAGGAGAGAGCGGGGAGUUCGUAUUCUUCUUCUUCCUGGACAACAAACAGGUCCACAAAGACCAAGCAAAGUCGUCCAGUUACGACGCGACGCUUCAGCUCAAAAAGAGUGGCACAAACAAGCUCACCUGCCGGUACAAUGUCAGACUGCUGAGCGAAGACGUGAAAUCUAACGAGAGUGAAGCCAUCAUUGUUGUCGUCAGAGAGAUAAACGUCCAAGUUUCUCUGAACAUCACCCCGUCCAAGACCGUCUUCGAGGUGGACGCCUUCAGAGUGUCGUGCGAGGUGUCCCCUCAGAUGUUCGACGUCACCUUGAUGAAGGGUGGCACCAUUCUCAGCAGCAGACCCAACAGGACGGAGCACCGGAGCACGGGAGCCGUGACCGGCGACGCCGGGGAGUACAUGUGCAAAGUGGAGGUCAACGGCGUCUCCAAGAUCGCCAAGGAAACGCUGACCGUUAAAGAACUCUUCUCUGCACCCACGCUGACCAGCGAGCCCAAAGAACCAUUUCAGGGAGAUUGGGUCCAACUGAUCUGCCUAAGUACAAAUAUAUCGGUCGAGAGAACAAGGGAGGUGAGGUACUCCAUAUUUAGGAAUGGCAACCCACUACCAAUGGGCAACCAGCCUGACCGCUUGGGUGUGCGAGCGGGCCCUGACACGGAUGGCAACUACACCUGUUCAGCAGAGGCCAAGUCCCUCUCCAAGAAAAGCCCAGUGAUCGUCUUCAAAUCUAAAGUGCUUGCCUCCAAGCCUCAGAUCAGCGUGAAGGGCACGGUCAUCCUGGGACACAACUUCCAGAUCAAGUGCAACUCCAGCGGCACGCUGCCCAUCAACUACACGCUGUACCGGGCCAACGCGUCGCUGGGCACCCAGAGCGUGGCACGGGCGGGGCAGGAGGCCCUCUUCACCACCGCCAUCAGUAGCAGGGAGCACAUCGGCAGCUUCUGGUGCCGCGCGCAGAACAGCGGAGCCAGGAAACACAUCGACGGCAGCCGACUCAACGCUUUUGUUGUAGAGCCGCUGAGCAAGCCCCUGCUGACCACGUUACCCGUGCCAGAGGACGUGGAGGAGGGCAAGGAGCUGAUCUUGAUCUGCAACGUGCAAAGCGGCUCGCCGCCCAUCACCUUCAAGUGGUUCUUCGCCGGCGGCGCCUCCUCCGGUGGCGGUGGCAGGCCGCACCUCCACACCGGCACGGUGGACACCAACUUCAGCAACCACACCAUCCAGUGGCUGGAGAUGAAGGACAGCGGGGAAUACUAUUGCGAGGCCUCCAACCCCGCCAACAAGGCCACCAGCGAGCGCAUCGCCAUCAGAGUGAGGCUGGCCACGUGGAAGAAAGGCCUGAUCGUCAUCGUCUGCCUUCUGGUGGUGGCAGCUCUGGUCGUCGCCGUCAUCGUCCGCUACAAGGCCAAGAGAGGUAAAAGAGAGGAGACAACUGAAUUGUCAGUAAAGCCUGCGAGCCCUAAAUCAGAUGACUCAAUCGCAGUGAAUAUGGUGGCGCACGAGACUGCGUUUUUAAACAAAGACGGAGUAUCACUCUCAACCCCGAUGGAGAGGACCGCAUCCAGUUGGACAUAAAAUAACGUGGCUCCACCACCAUCUGACUCAUGGUUAUCACAGGAGAAACUGCAGGCUCUCCAUGAGUAGUGCACUGUAGUGUAGAGCCCCAUGCCUUGAUACUCUGACUCUAUAGAGAGACACUUUGAGGAGAACCCAAUGGCUUGACUUGAGGAGAAGCCAGUAGUCCCCCAAUGCACAAACAAGAAUUUUCCAAGCCAAGGAAGGAUGGUCUAUGAUCACAGGAGCAUAGAUGUUAAUACAUUUAAUAGAUUUCCUCACUUAUCACAGUUUGAUUUUUUUUUUAACCCCCCAGUCACCCUUGAAGUGUAUUUAUAUUGUCUCACGCAGAAAAACUGCAAGUUAUUUAUUUUUCCGCCCUAAAACAGAUUGAAGUUGUUGAUCAUAUAGUCCUCUUAAAUCUCUAGUCUGAAAGGUUGGAUGGUAUUAGAGAAGUGCCAGUGCUCUUCUCGUUUUUUCCUGAACGCCCUGUUUUCAUGUCUUUCUUUACUCACAAAAGCCUAAAUGUUAUUUAUUAAUGUGUUCAUCAGUAGAUGCAUUGUGGAAGUUCCCUCCUUUUGUUUGUGGCCUCAUGAUGCGAGGCAAGACGAUAUUGAUGAUCGUUUUAUUCAAUAUCUUGUAAAAUCGCAAUUUAAAGGUCACUUUUUUAUUGGGGAAAAGUCCCCCAAACGCUGUUGUGACAGCGGGGGAAACUGUCCACUAUCUAUGGAGGGAGUGCAUCAGCGAGGUCACAAGCAAAAGGACGGGAGGUCAUAUAAUGAGUUGGACCCGUGGUGUCGGAUAGCCAUCCCAUCCUUUCCAUUUGUCUGUCUUUUAUGUCCUGUGUCAAAUGUCAUGUCAUGUCAUGUUCCAUGUGUUAAUAGGCUCAUUCAUGUCUCCUUUAGUAGCAGACGACAACCACAGCUGAUGCCCACAAAUUAAUUAAUAAUUGUUCAUUUAUGUACAAGCAAUGCAUUAUGCUUCUUAGAUACGUAAGAAUACUUAGAAACAUAACAAAAAUUACUGAAUCCAUACAAUAGUGGCAUUAGCUUUAGGCAUUAUGUCGCAUCACUCUUACAUCUGCUACUAAAAAAAAUGUUAAUGACCCAAUAAGUGUGUGCCUGCUUUCAUUGCAUGUGUUUUUUUGCUCCAAACUACUUGAUGGCUUUACCAUUUAUUUUAUGUGAUUGCUGUGUAUUUAAAGUCAAAUGUUUUUGCACUGAUCACUGUAGAUACAAUUACAAGAAGGGGUAUAUAAUUUUGCAUUUUUAUAAGUUUGGAUUUUUCUGAAGCACUUAUAGCAUUAAAUGGUUGAUGUUUAUUUUGGAAAUGUGUCUGUCUGCUUAAUUCUUUUACGUUACAAAUGAGCAAAAAGAGGAGAAAUCCAUGUUCCUAGCCUCUGAAAAAAGAACAUUACCAUGCACUUUGCCCAUAUUGAA
Messenger RNA from Engraulis encrasicolus (European anchovy), 3505 nucleotides. RefSeq names its product platelet and endothelial cell adhesion molecule 1b (gene pecam1b). Gene Ontology annotation, cellular component: plasma membrane. Bases 51 to 2087 code for a protein of 678 amino acids. Gene Ontology annotation, molecular function: transmembrane signaling receptor activity. Gene Ontology annotation, biological process: cell surface receptor signaling pathway. The record is from RefSeq and is a predicted model, not a curated record. The transcript is spliced from 12 exons. NCBI's taxonomy places the organism in Eukaryota, Metazoa, Chordata, Actinopteri, Clupeiformes, Engraulidae.